Gaeumannomyces tritici R3-111a-1 is the source of this 1127-nucleotide messenger RNA. RefSeq lists its product as hypothetical. Gene Ontology annotation, molecular function: protein folding chaperone. Lineage: Eukaryota; Fungi; Ascomycota; Sordariomycetes; Magnaporthales; Magnaporthaceae. The transcript is spliced from 4 exons. The record is from RefSeq and is a predicted model, not a curated record. Gene Ontology annotation, biological process: protein folding. Gene Ontology annotation, cellular component: cytoplasm; prefoldin complex. Bases 152 to 505 code for a protein of 117 amino acids.
AGCCCACCAAGCCCAGAGGUUGGUGCCGUCGAUAAUUACACCUGAGCCAGCGCCUUGCGGGCAAAGUCGUUAACCUUCCACAAUCUGCCGGCACAGCUUAUAGUCAAGCAGGGCUUCGACGCAAGGCUCCCUCAGCAACUACCCGCCCAACAUGGCGGCCCAACAGGUCUCAGUCAAAAAGCAGCAAGAAUUGCAGACGCAAUACACCAACUACAAGGACACCCUCCAACAGGUGGCUAGGAAAAUCGGUGACGUUGAGCAGGAGGCAGAGGAACACAAACUUGUUCUGGAGACGUUGGAGCCCCUUCCAGGAGACCGGAAGUGCUUCCGCCUCAUCAAUGGCGUGCUUGUUGAGAGGACCGUCAAGGAUGUCGUGCCCGCUCUCAAGACAAAUGCCGAGGGCCUGCGCAAGGUCCUGGAGGAUCUGGUAAAGCAGUACAAGACAAAGGAGGAUGAUUUUGAGAAGUGGAAGAAGCGAAAUAAUGUUCAGGUUGUGCAGUCUUAGGCUGGAACGGCCGGCAGACAUGCAGUGAUGGGAAGCAGAGGACAAUACGAGACACAAAGCCUGCGCAUAGGAAAGGGGUAUCGGCGUGUUUGUCCUGACGCCCUAAAGCACACUCCCAUGAUGGGUUAGAUCUGGGGAUGAGCCUCGAAUGCCAGCUCACAGGUUAUGGCAAAGGGAUGAGCCAGGCGGCGGUACCGAGACUGCAGAAAACGGCCACAUAGUGCCCCUUUAAGCUGACGAAUGGCAGGUUUCAGCAUGCUGCACCUGUUUGCGAUGCUAGCUAAAGUGAGCCAACAUGGUGGUGGGUGUGAGCUGUACAAAAAAAAAAAACUCACUGGUGUGGUGGAGUGACGCAGCGUCCCUCGGCGGCAAGGGCGUCUCGAUGCCCAACCGGCAGUUUGGCUCCAUAGCCGUCUUUGGAGGCCGUUGGGCUCUGAUAGGACAGCAAGAACCAAAGUGGUCUCUCUACAUCCCUUUUUGUAUUCGGGGAUUUUUAUUACUGGAUCUGGUAGUAACUGCAGACAUAAGUCAUGGACAAGGGAAAUGGAAGAGUGAAAAAAAAAACAUGUCAAUACUCAGGGUCGGGAAGAGUUGGGGGUGUGGGGAAGCGGUAGAAGUGAAG